Molecule: messenger RNA, 849 nt
Organism: Polychytrium aggregatum
Lineage: Eukaryota; Fungi; Chytridiomycota; Chytridiomycetes; Polychytriales
Exons: 4
Coding region: 115-693 (192 amino acids)
Source: RefSeq, a predicted model, not a curated record
GGCAAGAAAUGGCGACGACGACGAUGCAGUCCGUAUCCCACCUUGAUUCUCACGGUGCACAUCUUCGUGCCAGCCUCUGGAGCCGCCUUGGGACCCGAGCCGACCCGGCUGGUGAUGUCGUCGAUAUCUACCUUUGACGGCAAGAUUGAUCCACACUCGGCCGUCAAUUGGGCUGCAGAGGUCAUUGGCAGUUUCUUUAGAAAGCACUCAGCGGUCCAUCUGCAGCUGGUGCUGAUCGACCCCGACCAAGUGGUAGUGGACUUGUUCAAGAAGACUCUCCGGUCUUCUGGCGAGCGCUUUGCCGCCUUCCGCGGCGACACUGCUCGGCCCAAGACCGACUUCCAUAUCCGCAGCAACAUGAUGGUCGUCGAGACGACGUGGCGCCUCAAGGGCGAGAGUACCCGCGUGGGUCGCAGCCUGAUUACUGCUGGCAAUGCCUCGCUGUUCACCGACGCCAAGCGCAAGGACAACUCGCCUCUGGCUGUCGGCGAUGUGCGGCUGUGCUCUGUCCCGAGGGAUGCGGUGCUCUACACCCAGGAGGGCAUCGAAAGCAUCAUUUUUGCUGUCGGCCCAAACAACAACCUGAACCGACCGGACUACACCAACGACCCUGCCCUGCACAAGGCCCAGCUCCAGCAGUGCUACAGCCGGAUACUCGAGCGCUGGGCCGAGGCGUCGUUUGAUUCGAGCUAGAGGCGGACAUGAGACGGAAGAAUGGCGACUGGUCCAAAUACAGUAUGCUCAGAGCGAAGCGGGACAGUGUAUCCCUGGGUGUCCUCCGCAUCAACCCGCUGCAUGCUGCAGGUUGGGUGAGCAUGGUCUUUAAUACACCUGCCCCGUUUUCGACUU